UGGACCUCCACCUUCCAGAAAGGGGCAGGAAGAGGGGGCGAGGGGCUUUGGGUGUCCCUCCUCCUGAGAGGCCUUUUGAGGGGCGUCCCUCUGAAAAGCAUGGGGAGGUGCGGGGGGGACGCUUGGGUUUCGUAGCUCUGGGUUUGUGGGGCUUUACCAAGGAGGGGCGGCUGGGGUAGCUGAACCUUAUAUCGGGGAGGUGGGAGUGAGGGGCAAGUCCUGAGGCGUGAGAAGGAGUCCUUGCCUGGAGAGAAGUGGUCAGACGGUCAGUUUCCUUAGAGACCCCAACUUCCUCUGAAGUGAAAAAGGGACCUCUUAGUUUUCUGUCCUAAUCUUCCUGCUCCCCACCCCCUCAGGAAAAGGUUGGAAGAUCUGAUUUGUUGUUAUUCUUUCAGCCAGGACUGGGGUGGCUCCCCCGUGAAUCUCUGCAUUAAGGAAAGACCUGCUUUGUGGAAAGCUUUUUGCAUUGAGGGGGGCCGGGUUAGGUUGAUUCUUCAUUUUUUUUUAAUUCUUUCCCUUCCCUGUGGGAAGCAGCCAAUCUUCCCCUUUCCAUGAAGGGUCAGCAAAAAGAACGCUUGUGGACCUUUUUCUGAAUGAGGGUUUUCCGCCAAUUUGAGGGGCCCUCCAACUGGGAUGUGAAAAACUGAGAGACCUCUAGGACACCUUCCAGAAUGCUGUCUCUUAAGGCUUAGUCUGCAGAAAAAGACUUCCAGACUCAUUCUGUUCUUUUGCAGGAGAGGAGUGAUUUCAGGUGCUCUGUUUUGUAGAGAGGAAGUAGGAUUUUUCACUGCUGACAGGUUUCUUCCUAGGUGGCAUCCAGGAUAUAAAAUGUACUAGAGGCCUAACCUUUGGAAUAAAAUCUGUCAUAACUCAGCUGUAAGACAGGGUUGCCACCCUGCACAUCUUCAUAUUGCCUUUUUGUGCCCUUGCUGCUGUUUUAUUGUCUUCCGAAAUGUCGGAGCUAAGGAGGCGAGGAGCUGGGGGAGAUCAUGAAACGGAAAGCAUUGGUGACAAGGAUAUAGAUGGAGAUGAAAAAUUUGGAGAACUGGAUCUCAGAAAUGAUUCAGAAGUUCCUGAAGUUGUCCCAGCAACAGACAGCACUCCAGAAAUUUUUAAAAAGGCUCUUUCUGGCUUAUCUUCCAGAUGGAAGAACUGGUGGAUUCGUGGAAUUUUAACUUUAGUAAUGAUUUCAGCUUUCUCCCUCAUUAUAUACAUGGGAUCAUUUAUGCUGAUGCUGCUUGUCUUAACAAUACAAGUGAAGUGCUUUCAUGAAAUCAUCACUAUAGGUUACAGAGUUUAUCGAUCUUAUGACCUACCUUGGUUUAGAACAUUAAGCUGGUAUUUCUUGUUGUGCGUGAACUAUUUCUUUUAUGGUGAGACAGUAGCAGAUUACUUUGCCACUUUUGUUCAGAGACGAGAACAACUUCAAUUCCUAAUUCGCUACCACCGAUUUAUAUCUUUUACACUUUAUCUGGCAGGAUUUUGUAUGUUUGUGUUGAGUUUGGUGAAGAGGCAUUAUCGGUUACAGUUUUACAUGUUCGCAUGGACUCAUGUCACUUUGCUGAUCAUUGUAACUCAGUCUCAUCUUGUCAUCCAAAAUCUGUUUGAAGGCAUGAUCUGGUUUCUUGUUCCAAUUUCAAGUGUCAUUUGCAAUGAUAUUGCUGCUUAUAUAUUUGGAUUCUUCUUUGGCAGAACUCCAUUAAUUAAGCUCUCUCCCAAAAAGACCUGGGAAGGCUUCAUUGGUGGCUUCUUUACCACAGUUGUGUUUGGAUUUAUUGUUGCUUAUCUUCUGGCACAAUACCAGUAUUUUGUAUGUCCUGUGGAAUACAAUGGUGAAACUAAUAGGUUUGUCACAGAGUGCGAACCAUCGGAACUUUUCCAGCUGAAGAAGUACUCCUUACCACCAUUGCUUCAAGUUGUUCUGGGAAAGGAAACUGCAAAUAUGUAUCCAUUCCAGAUGCACAGCAUUGCUUUGUCAACAUUUGCAUCUUUAAUUGGGCCAUUUGGAGGUUUUUUUGCUAGUGGAUUCAAAAGAGCUUUCAAAAUCAAGGAUUUUGCUGAUACUAUUCCUGGCCAUGGUGGAAUAAUGGAUCGUUUUGAUUGUCAGUACUUGAUGGCUACUUUUGUACAUGUCUAUAUUACCAGUUUCAUAAGGUAUGUUUCGGUAAGGUGUCAUUUUAGAGUUAAUUGGAAAAAAUGUAAACAAAUGCUUUUAUAUCAGCCUUGUCUCAAAUGGUGGAGCUGUGCCAAAUUAGCAUUGACACUGAAUAAGCAAUUAACUAUUCCUUUGGACUCCAAAAUGGGUGGGGAAAAUUGCAGCUAACAGGCUUCAUACGGUUCCCCAGAAACCCAUUUCUACACAGAAGUCCCCUGAGAAUGUGGUGUUGAACCUCAGUCAAAUGGCCAGGUUUGGGUGGGAGGCCUCUGGGAAGCAAACUCUUUAAUUUUGACCUAUAACCCCACCUCCAGAAACCCUGAAAAACAGCCUGAAAUUAGGCUGGUGAAUUUCAGCCAUUUUGCCACUAAAAACUGGCAACAUAAUUGGGAAUGGAAGUGGCUUGCCUUCCAGAGACCCACCAUUCCCGUUGUUGUUGUUCAGUCGUUAAGUCG
Molecule: messenger RNA, 2610 nt
Organism: Python bivittatus (Burmese python)
Lineage: Eukaryota; Metazoa; Chordata; Lepidosauria; Squamata; Pythonidae
Source: RefSeq, a predicted model, not a curated record